ACGCCUUGAAAAAUGGAGGAUAGUCGGUUCGCGAACUCUUCACAUAACUUUAUUGAGUCAUUAACACAUUUUAUUAUCUAUAAUUUCAGAGAAAUAUAAAAUAGAUAGAUCUAGACAAUCAUAUGAACUGUCUGUAUAGAAAAAUAUAGAUUCUAGUUCUACACAUGUUCUAGAAUCUAUAUUUGUAUAACUUAAACGUAAGAAAUGUUUAAAAAGGAAUAUCAAAAGUUUGAAAAAAGUGAUACAGCAAUCAAUUUGAAUGCAGUUGGCUGUUCGGAUAUCGAAUACAUAGAGAAAAUCUUUCUGAAAAUCAUGUCGCACGGGCCCAUAUUACGAAGCCAGCUCACCCGUAUACCAAACACCAACACCAACCAAAACAACAUGCUCCCCAAAUCAGCCGCGGCCAGACAGAGAAGGAACCUGGAGACUUCGGGCCACGGGAACCAGACCCACUCAGACAACGUCAGCCUGUACCGUCACCGGAGCGCCGAGGUGGUGAGCAAAAGACAGAUGGCCGCGCAGUGUGGGUUGUCAGCACUUCCGGUGACGUCAAAGGUCAAGCAGGAGAAGAAUUCCAACUCCAGUAACGGGGAAGCUGAGAAAAUGAAACCAAGUCAGACCCAGGUGAUCAUAGACAAUAUACAACAGGUGAACCUAAGAAGGGGCUUAAGCGGGUCAAAGGUUAGGAAGGGAUCUCUAGGCUCACGGACAGGAAGUGUGUCGCCGAGAAAUUCUUCCGUCCCCGACCCCGAGCGCCUUGAGAAAACCCCAACCUUCCUCUCUGCAACCCGACCCCUGUCAAAAAAGUCCAGCGUGCGGUCAUCACUGAUUGACCCCGAUGAUCUGGACGAGAAUGGCGUUGUCCAGCAGUACAAGUGGAACUCAAGCGACCAGGGUCUGAGGCUGCAGAGAGAACUGUCCUUUGUCAAUUCUUGUCGUUUUGUCAAGAAAGCCUCAGAGGUGUACGCCCAUCGCGUUGACCCCAUGUAUUUGAUGAGUGGUGCCAAAAUCGGUCUGGCUAAUCGCUACAGUAUUAACGAGGACGAGAUGAAGAAGCUGCACGAAAUGACACAGAUGAGGGAAGGAUUAGCCACGACCCUCAAGAAGAUGAAAUAUCCAGCAGCCCACAUAAACACACCAGUGCGAGUCAAACAUUCCAACCCCAAGACAGCUGGUUUAAAAGAUUCCACUUCCCAUCAACAUAUUAACAACCCAGAGUCCUUAGCAACCAAGGCAAGCAAUGCAUCCACAGAUACAGAUUCUAAUGGUUUUGAACCACCAAUAGAAACACAGCCUCAGUCUGACGUUGAUGAAACACAGCCUCGUUCUGGUGUUGAUGAAACACAGCCUCAAUCUGAUGUUGAUGAAACACAGCCUCAGUCCGAUGUUGAUGAAACACAGCCUCUUUUUGAAUUAGAUGAAACAUCCCAAGAAGCUAACCAAUGACAGUAGCUGUUACAUACAAUGUAUAUAUGAUUUAAACCCCUGCAAUUCUUUCAUAUUUUUUCAUUGACUCUCACUGCUCAAGACAAUCAUGACUUUUUAUAUAGACAAUAAAUCUAUGUUCCCCAUUGGUGCAUGCCGUCAGUCAAUGUAUUGGAAAGUAAUUAUUUCAUUAUUAAAAUGAUUGCAGUUGAAUACAAAUUAACAAAGUUUAACUGUUUUUAAUUAUAUAUUGAACCUAUUAUUAAAAUAAUAGAAUAUGUUGUAUAGUUAAUACAGAACUCCUAUUUAACAGUUUCUGUACUGUAAACCUUUCCACUAUUAAGCAGUGCUAUAAAAAGUAAAUGAUAUGAAAAG
Messenger RNA from Physella acuta, 1800 nucleotides. RefSeq lists its product as uncharacterized. NCBI's taxonomy places the organism in Eukaryota, Metazoa, Mollusca, Gastropoda, Physidae. The record is from RefSeq and is a predicted model, not a curated record.